Molecule: messenger RNA, 4448 nt
Organism: Pristis pectinata (smalltooth sawfish)
Lineage: Eukaryota; Metazoa; Chordata; Chondrichthyes; Rhinopristiformes; Pristidae
Product: NADPH--cytochrome P450 reductase-like
Exons: 16
Coding region: 281-2326 (681 amino acids)
Biological process (GO): response to hormone
Cellular component (GO): cytosol
Molecular function (GO): flavin adenine dinucleotide binding; NADPH-hemoprotein reductase activity; FMN binding
Source: RefSeq, a predicted model, not a curated record
CGACACCUCACGGUGAGCGCCGCCCGUCCGGCCGCCCGGACCCGACCCGAUCCGACACCUCACGGUGAGCGCCGCCCGGACCCGACCCGAUCCGACACCUCACGGUGAGCGCCGCCCGUCCCGCCGCCCGUCCGGCCGCCCGGACCCGACCCGAUCCGACACCUCACGGUGAGCGCCGCCCGUCCGGCCGCCCGGACCCGACCCGAUCCGACACCUCACGGUGAGCGCCGCCCGGACCCGACCCGAUCCGACACCUCACGCAACCUCGUCAGUGAGGAGCAUGGAUUCUUCUGAAGCAGAGAUUACUGCGCCCUCAGCAGAGAGUGCUGCUGAUCCUUCCAUAGUGGAAGGAUCGCUCUUCAGUACAUUGGACAUCUUUCUAUUCUCCCUCAUUGCUGGGUUUGCAAUCUAUUGGUUUGUCUUCAGGAAGAAAAAUAUUGAUGUCCCUGACUACAAAACAUUACAGCCACUAGCACCAACAGUACGAGAAACCAGCUUCAUUGAAAAAAUGAAGAAAACAGGAAAAAAUGUAGUUGUAUUUUAUGGCUCUCAAACAGGAACAGCAGAAGAGUUUGCCAACCGACUCUCAAAAGAUGCUCAACGUUAUGGAAUGCGAGGGAUGGCCACUGAUCCAGAGGAGUACAGUAUGUCUGAAUUAAGUCGACUUACUGAAGUAGAAAACUCCUUGGCAAUCUUUUGUAUGGCCACAUAUGGAGAAGGAGAUCCUACUGACAAUGCACAAGACUUCUAUGAUUGGAUGCAGGAGACUGACACAGAUCUCUCUGGUGUAAAAUAUGCAGUCUUUGGGCUUGGAAAUAAAACUUACGAACACUUUAAUGCAAUGGGAAAAUAUGUAAACAAAAGAAUGGAGCAGUUGGGAGCAGAAAGGAUCUUUGAGCUUGGUCUGGGAGAUGAUGAUGGCAACCUGGAGGAGGAUUUCAUUAUGUGGCGGGAACAGUUUUGGCCAGCGGUCUGUCAGUACUUUGGGGUGGAAGCCACUGGUGAUGAUUCCAGUAUUCGUCAAUAUGAGCUGGUGCUGCAUAAUGACAUCAACAUGAAUAAUGUCUACACUGGAGAAAUGGGACGGCUCAAAGCUUAUGAAAUUCAGAAACCGCCUUUUGAUGCCAAGAACCCAUUUUUGGCACCUGUGACAGAAAAUCGGAAGCUGAAUAAAGGAGGGGAGCGGCACCUCAUGCACUUGGAGCUGGACAUCAGUGGCUCAAAGAUAAGAUAUGAGAGUGGUGAUCAUGUGGCAGUGUUCCCCACUAACGAUUCCACAAUCGUGUCUGAAAUUGGCAAAAUACUGAACUCUGACUUGGAUACAGUCUUCUCUUUAAAAAAUCUUGACGAGGAGUCCAGUAAAACUCAUCCAUUUCCAUGCCCAACCACGUACCGCACAGCACUGUCACAUUAUCUGGAUAUCACCAAUCCUCCACGUACUAAUGUCCUCUAUGAGCUGGCACAGUAUGCAUCGGACCCCAAAGAGCAAGAUUUCCUACGGAAAAUGGCUUCCUCCUCCCCAGAAGGAAAGUCACAAUACUUAAAGUGGGUGGUAGAAGACAGAAGGAACAUUCUGGCCAUCCUAGAGGACUUGAAAUCUCUACGCCCUCCGAUUGAUCAUCUCUGCGAGUUGUUGCCCCGGUUACAGGCCCGCUACUACUCCAUUGCUUCGUCUUCAAAGGUUCACUCUAAUUCAGUUCAUAUCUGUGCGGUUGUGGUGGAGUAUGUAUCUAAAACUGGUCGCAUCAACAGAGGUGUUGCAACAACCUGGCUACGCAACAAAGUGCCAACGGAUAACGGUCACAAGCCCACUGUCCCAAUGUACGUAAGGAAAUCUCAGUUCCGGCUGCCCUACAAACCCAGCACACCCAUUCUCAUGAUCGGACCUGGCACAGGCAUCGCUCCCUUCAUUGGUUUUAUUCAAGAACGAGCCUGGCUGAAGCAGCAAGGGAAGGAGGUUGGUGAAACUGUGCUGUACUACGGCUGCCGACACAAGAAUGAAGACUAUCUGUAUCAGGAAGAGCUGGAGCACUUCCAGAAGGAUGGUGUCCUCACUCAGCUUAAUGUAGCAUUCUCCAGGGACCAGGAGGAGAAGGUGUAUGUCCAACAUUUGUUGAAACAAAAUAAAGAGCAUGUGUGGAAUCUGAUCCAGAAGGAGAAUGGGCAUAUUUACAUCUGUGGUGAUGCAAAGAAUAUGGCGAGAGAUGUCCAGAACACAUUCUAUGAAAUUGCCGCUGAACUCGGAAACAUGAAGCACGAGCAGGCUGUUGAAUACAUUAAGAAACUGAUGACAAAAGGCCGUUACUCUUCGGAUGUGUGGAGUUAAAGUGGAAACGAGGGGCAGUAAGCCUUUGCUGCAGUGUGCAAAUGAACAGAAUUUCAGUAGAUCACAGCUGGUGACUUACAGUAGUCAAUGCAAAGAUCAUUAAAACUAAACAAUGAGGCAAUGAUUUUUUAACAAUAUAAUAUGGAAUCUGUGGAGGAAAAGCUUUGUACUAUACUCAAUGCUGUGCUCCAUCAGAACUGAUACAAUACUUAACAGUAGAUACUUUACAUAGGUGUCUUUUAAAGGUUAUUCCGAAUUACAAGUACUCAAAUUCUGGCAAAAUUGUUUUUAAUGGGAAUUGUUUAACCAGUCUGCUGCCACACACAGUAGAGUACGACUCCCGAGGCUAGUUACAGAGUAGUUCUUUCUCCUGUAUUGGUCUUGUAUUUUUUAAUGUCUCAAAAAUAAAUGAUAUUAUAGGGAAAAUGUGACUAGUUACAUUGAAAAUAGUUCCAGGUUUUCUAUAGAGAGAAUCAUUUUGCACACAUUUCACAGGCCUUUUCAUUCACUCAGUUAUAUAUCCUUGUUCUUUUUCUCUUUUUGAGAGGAAAGUGAGUGCUGGGUGAGGUGAUCAGAUUGCAGUACUUAGCUUUCUCAGUCCUUUCAAUUUGGCACAGUCUGCAAAUUUUUAUUUAACGCCCUUUGGCUAAAUAGAAAAGUUACUAAAUUAUGCUGAUUUACAGUGUACUUGGAUCUAUGAACAUUAAUCUAGCUUCUAAUCUUCAGAUUGAAAUGUAGAAUUGUUGUCUCUAAUGUUUUGUUCCCUAUUAUCCUAAGUAGCUUCAUAAGAUUAAGGAUUUUUCUUUGGGAACUUUUUAAGAAGUCAACUGGAGAAUAGCAAAGUCUAGCAAAUGCAAUAUCCAACCCAAAAUUUAACCUGGAAGCCCCCAUUCCAAACAUAAAAUCUGUAACCUGAUGUUAGUCCCUACUGCAUUGCUACAGUACUUUUACAGAAGAUGUCCAUUCAACAGAACAUGCCAGAGACCUCCAGGGCUUCUGACAAGCAUCUCAGUCCCAAGUCCAUUCCUUGCAUUAAAAGGAAGUAGAAUGGAAGUGUGGCAAGGCUGGAGUGAUGCAACAACAAAUGAAAUUUGCAGACACAAUCCUAAUGAAGGUUAUUGCCCAAAGUCUGCCCCAUCAAUACACGCUCUGACUGGCUUGUGAUGCAUUUCCCACAUUUUUCUGUUUAUAAUAUAAAAUCAACUUUGGCUUUGAAACAUUAAAUCUCUGAAUCACUGAUCUUUGAGAGGGUGAAACAUGGCAAACAUCAGAGAGCAGGUCAAGAUUUAGUUCAUCACUGUUGGCAGUCAUUUCUUAGUGGAUUUAAAAAAAAAUUUUGGCAGCAUUAAGUUUUUAACAAAAAACAAUUCUUUGUUGCAGCUCACAUCUUACGCUGCACAUGUAAUCUUUUACUGGUGAAUACCUUCAGAGGCACUAACUUUUAUAGUCAAGUUUUAAAUACUUUUCCUCAAAUGAGGAACAAUUCCAUUUUUAAAAUUGAAGCUUUUGGAAUCAAAUGUUCGUGUUUUUUGUCCCACUUUCAAAUUGCCUUUUAAAGAAGAAGCUCUGUGAUUGGGUCUCUGCCAAUACUUUCUCUGAGAGUUGACGGCUAGGAGCCUGAGUCUCGACCUUGAAUUACUCGUCCUAUUUUUGUGUGCACGUUUUUGCUAUCGUUCAGGGUAAGUUCUGGCCACUUCUCAUUCUUUCACUGCCUCUAACUUCUCAACACCAGCAUCUUGCACCCUCUGCUCAGUCUCUCCAAUUUUAAAUUGUUGUCAUGGUUUUCAGAGCUUCAGUCCUUUGGUUUAAUGUUUAAGCCCCUUUUGGGCAUUGAGGUUCUAAAAGAAAGAUAGGAUAUUUCUAAAACUAAGGAUGGACUUGAUUGACACUCAUUUUUUGAACUGAUUGGUAACUCUUCAUCAGGAAACUAAUGAAAUGAUUGGGAUGAGGAAUGGUUAUUGUGAACACUGUCUGUAAACAGCGACUGGUUGACUAUUUAUUUGCUAUUCUUGUAGAAAUUUAGUACCAAUAUUUACCAUUUUAACUAGAAUUCUUAGACCAAAAUGUAUAAUGUUUUGCCAUUACUAAAUAUUUCAUUAUCUUAAAAUAUUAUAAACUUUCA